Molecule: messenger RNA, 972 nt
Organism: Elephantulus edwardii (Cape elephant shrew)
Lineage: Eukaryota; Metazoa; Chordata; Mammalia; Macroscelidea; Macroscelididae
Gene: MRPL4
Product: mitochondrial ribosomal protein L4
Exons: 8
Coding region: 1-972 (323 amino acids)
Biological process (GO): translation
Cellular component (GO): ribosome
Molecular function (GO): structural constituent of ribosome
Source: RefSeq, a predicted model, not a curated record
AUGCUGUUGCUGGUCAGGGCCGGUGCGCUGGCAUGGGCACGACCCGCCUGCAGCCGCGUGCGAGCGGGUGCCGGAGGUGAGGUCGGAGGGCAAAGAUCAGGGGUCCCAGGGACACCCCUCACACUCGCGCGCCGCUUACAAGGCCUGAACUCACGGGCGGAAGAGGCAACCCCGCCGCCUGUAGUGGAGCCGGUACUGGUGGCGAGCGCAGGUCACCCGGCGCCCGUGCUGCGCAAGUGCGAGCUCCCAGUACCCGCGAACCAGCGUCCGGUGCAGGCCUGGGUGGAGUCCCUGCGAGGCUUCGACCAGGAGCGUGUGGGGCUAGCAGAUCUGCACCCUGACGUCUUCGCCACGGCGCCCAGGCUGGACAUCCUGCACCAGGUCGCCAUCUGGCAGAAGAACUUCAAGAGAAUUAGCUACGCCAAGACCAAGACGCGGGCCGAGGUCCGGGGAGGUGGCCGGAAGCCCUGGCAGCAGAAGGGCAGUGGGCGUGCCCGGCAUGGAAGCAUCCGCUCCCCGAUCUGGAGAGGAGGCGGUGUGGCCCAUGGCCCCAGGGGCCCCACCAGUUACUACUAUAUGUUGCCCAUGAAAGUGCGGGUUCUGGGCCUCAAGGUGGCGCUGACGGUCAAGCUGACCCAGGACAAUCUGCACAUUGUAGACUCCCUGGACCUGCCGACCCCAGACUCCCAGUACCUGACAGAGCUGGCCCACUACCGGCGCUGGGGGGAUUCUGUGCUCCUGGUGGACGUCUCACACGAUGAUAUGCCACAGAAUGUGGUGUCAGCCACCUCUGGGCUGAAGACCUUCAACCUGAUCCCGGCUGUAGGCCUGAACGUGCACAGCAUGCUCAAGCACCACACGCUGGUCCUGACGCUGCGCGCCGCUGCCUUCCUGGAGGAGAAGCUGCUCUGGCACAACUCCCGAUACACGCCGCUCUACCCCUUCCGCCUGCCCUACCGCGACUUCCCCUGA